AUGAAAGUAGUUCUGGAUAUCAUAAAAACAAUCUGUUGCUGUGGCGGUGAGGACAAUGAUGGAUUGCCAUAUGAACGUUUCUAUGAUGAUUCCAGUGUUACUCCACUUAGGCGAGAUGACGAUCGCCUUAAUGGCCAUGGAAUUGAUGAAAUAGGCGCUAGAGGUUGGGAUCCUUCACGUAGAGCCGUGAAAAGUAAAGAGGAACAAGAGGAAGAAGCUCUGAAUCGAAUUGUAGAAGAUUUCCGACAUAAAAUUAUCGAUAUCUCCCAUCUUAACGGAAUGACGUUAAAUACUUCUGAAUACCUUUCUCGUGCCCAAUUCUACGAAGAAGCUAUUCGUACGCACGAUCAUAAUGUAAGCCGUGGGGCAAACGCAGCACCGCGGAGCCCAAGUCGGCAUGCGAAACAUCUAUUGGAAGACUGUGGUAAUCAGGCUGUUGACUGGCUCACGAGGCCUGGACCCACUCGUGAAUUUUUAGACGAGAUAAGGGGCUGGACAUCAGAGAUGCAUGAGGCUGUAACGAAUGGUAUACAAGUUCAACACAAAACAGAUUUGGUAGUGUACAUGGACCCCUGA
Messenger RNA from Haemonchus placei, 576 nucleotides. Lineage: Eukaryota; Metazoa; Nematoda; Chromadorea; Rhabditida; Trichostrongylidae. The record is from the annotation of a GenBank genome assembly.